Hordeum vulgare subsp. vulgare (domesticated barley) is the source of this 1901-nucleotide messenger RNA. RefSeq names its product phosphoenolpyruvate/phosphate translocator 3, chloroplastic-like. The coding region runs from base 377 to 1600 and encodes 407 amino acids. The transcript is spliced from 9 exons. Gene Ontology annotation, cellular component: membrane; Golgi apparatus. Gene Ontology annotation, biological process: transmembrane transport. Gene Ontology annotation, molecular function: antiporter activity. The record is from RefSeq and is a predicted model, not a curated record. NCBI's taxonomy places the organism in Eukaryota, Viridiplantae, Streptophyta, Magnoliopsida, Poales, Poaceae.
CCGUUUAAUUCUGCCCCUUUGCCCGCACGAAACAAAAGCGCCGCCGCUCCUCGACGAGAGGGAGAGGGAGAUGGCGGCUGGCUCUCCUCGUCUUUACCCCGCUCCUUCCACCAGCGCCUGCUUUGAUUGCCUUCCGUUUCUGUCGUCGUGCAGUCGCGCAGCGAGGGGAGCACGCCAGCCGCGCGGUUGCGGGCUCCUCCCCCCACUCCAUAAAUAGCGCCGGCUUGGCAGGCAGCGCCGGCGCCUGCCUCUACCACCUUCCUUCCCUCCGCAUUUCCAACGACGGCACGGGGAGAUCCGCCGCGCGAGUAGAUUUUCCUGGCCGCGGUCCGUUAGCGCGGCGCCCGUGUGUGGGAAUCCAAGAACCGGCAGCGAGAUGCAGAGCAUGGCGGCGUCCUACUCCGCUUCGAGAGGCUGGGCGGCGGCGCGCCGUUGUCCCUCCCCUUCCCUGCCCGCGCGGCAUGUCGCCUUCUCCUCCUCGUCCUCUUCCCGCUGCCCCGUCGCGGGCGCCGGCGCGCCCGUGCUGCCGCUCGGCAUUCGCGGGGGCCGCCUGCUGCUCCCCUGCCCCCUGCUCCCGGCCGGCGGCAAGAACGGCUCGUCGGCGAGAAGGACGACGGCGACCGCUGCCGCGGCGUCGCCGUCGGCGGAGGGAGACGGGAAGCUGGAGGCCGCUGGCAUUCCGCGGACGCUGCAGCUCGGCGCGAUGAUCCUCGUCUGGUACCUCCUCAACAUCUACUUCAACAUCUGCAACAAGCUGGUUCUGAAAGCAGUGCCCUUCCCGUACACCAUCACCACCUUCCAGUUUGCAUCCGGCUCCUUCUUCAUCACUCUCAUGUGGCUGCUCAAUCUGCAUCCCAAGCCAAGGCUCUCCCUUCAACAGUACGCAAAGAUCCUGCCUUUGGCCUUAAUACACAUGAUGGGCAACGUCUUCACCAACAUGAGUUUGGGCAAGGUGGCUGUCUCCUUCACGCACACCAUCAAGGCAAUGGAGCCCUUCUUCUCUGUUCUGUUCUCAGUCUUGCUCCUCGGGCAGACACCUUCUUUACUGGUAGUAGGUUCUCUCGUACCGGUUGUCGGUGGAGUUGUGUUGGCAUCUAUGACUGAAGUUUCUUUCAACUGGAUUGGAUUUUGGAGUGCCAUGGCUUCUAAUGUUACAAAUCAGUCGCGAAAUGUUUUCAGCAAGAAACUUCUUGCUGACAAAGAGGAAACUUUGGACGAUAUAAAUCUCUUCUCAAUUAUGACUGUCAUGUCAUUUUUAUUGUCGGUCCCAUUAAUGCUAUAUUUAGAGGGCAUCAAGUUUAGCCCAUCGUACCUACAGAGCACUGGCGUAAAUCUUCAAGAACUAUGCGUGAAAGCGGCCAUUGCUGGCACUUGUUUCCAUUUUUACCAACAGGUUUCAUAUAGCUUAUUGGCCAGAAUUUCACCUGUGACCCAUUCUGUUGCAAACUCUGUCAAGCGAGUUGUUGUCAUCGUGUCAUCCGUUAUCUUCUUCAGAACCCCAAUUUCACCUAUAAAUGCCCUUGGAACUGGUCUGGCUCUGCUCGGUGUUUUCCUGUACUCUAGAUUCAAGAAGGCAAAACCAAAGGCAAAGGCUGCAUAAAGGCCGCUUAUAUAGCAACAAUUAGGUUCAGAAGGAUCAGGAUCAGGGGAAUGGACUGCUUUCACCGGUAGCAUACACUUGGCUUUCCCCCAGUUUGUCUCCACCAUGUUAUCUCAUCUUCUUAUUUGGCUGUUCCUACCUUGUCUAGAAGAUUUUUCUGAAGGUUGUGGUGGACCGACAAAGAAAUAGCACUGUCAAAACUCUUUUCAAGAGAAUAAGAAUUUGGCAUGUACUCCUGAAAGUUCUGAUACAGAAUAUUAGCCUUUUUGCAGUGAUUCUCUUGACAUGUUGAUGAAACUUA